CGUUUAGUACACAGAACGCAACCCGAAGUUAACCUAGCCAUGAAUUGAUAAAAUAUCUGUAAAAACAUUGAAAUAAGUUAUUGGUGACAGCAUUUGUGUGUGUUGUUUACAAUGUAUAUAUUUGUGGUUAUAUUUCUCUUGACGGUUUCCUUGACGACGGGUCAGCCGGGGAAAUGCGAUCAAACCCCACCCCAGGCGACCGUGGACACCCCAAGCGAAAAUAAGGGGACAUUUCAAUUAACUGUGGAUACUAAGGAAGGCGGACUGAUAUAUAGACCGGACCAGACUUAUGUUUUGAUCCUUACGACGAACAACCAGACAAGACCCUUCCGAUGGUUCAUGAUAACAGUGGAGGACCCAGGCGUGGACACGGAACCUGACUUCGACCACAGGACAGUGGAUGUAGGGAGUCUGAAGACCCUGGACACCCACAGACAGUCCAGAUACAGCGAGCGGUGUUACAACUCUGUAGAGAAUACUGACAACUCCGACAAGUAUAGAGUGGAAGUGCACUGGGUAUCACCGAAACAGCCGCAGAACGACCGAAAGAAGUCGGUCCGUCUCCGCGCGAUGGUGGCUGAGAACUCCGAGGUGUGGUAUAUUGGGGACAACCUGACUGUGGUCCUCGAGAAGGACAUCAAUAAGCCGCUCGACAGCCCCCCCUACCCUGUCAUCAGCGUUUGCAACUUGUGCAGCGAGGCGAGAUAUGAGGUGAUAUUCAAAGGCAAGUGGUCUCGUAUGUCCCACCCGCGGAAAUACCCGAGGAAGCCCGACGACAACGGCUACAGCCACCUGGUGGGCGCCUCCCACUCCUACCACUAUAUCCUGUGGCAGCCCGGAGACAAGGCGAGCCCGGGGCUGAAGAAGCUGGCUGAGGAGGCAGAUAUCAGCGAUAUUGAGAGGGAGAUCAUUGAUGCGAUGUCCCUCACAAACGGCACUCGCACACUAAUAAGAGGGAGAAGGCGACACCAUCCGGACAUGUUCGAGCCCUCUCACUCCCUCUUCAGAGUGGACAGGAUCCACCAUCUGUUCUCCGUGCUGGUCGCCAUGAAGCCCUCCCCCGACUGGUUCCUCGGAGCCACCAAGUUCGAGCUCUGCACGGACCUGGGUUGGCUGGAAGAGUCGGAGAUACCGCUGUAUCCUUGGGACGCUGGCACAAUGGAUGGAAUAUCUUACGAGUCGCCGACAUCAGUGACGCAGCCUGUGGACUCUAUAGACCGGGUAGCCGUGGGUUCCUUCAACCAGGAGUCACCGUUUUAUCAGAUGAACCUCAAUGACCUGAAACCCUUCGCGCUGCUCCAAGUGAGACGACUAGCCGUCUACCCUCUCCCAGAGGAAGAUUGCAUAGAAGAAGAGGGGAUGGCGACUGGAGAUGACGGGAAAGCGGAACCGCAGACGCUGUCGCUGCGUGAGCAUUGUGAGGUGAGGGGAGAGUGGGGGCCGUGCGUGCCGCACAAUGGCCGCUGCGGUGACGGUAACCAGAUGCGUGGUUCCAGUGAGGAAGAGGCUUUACGAAUGACCUGUCAAAAUGGGAAAAAUGGCCGACGGGUCGAAACAAGAAGCUGCUUUAUGGAGUGUAAUGAAAAUAAUAUGGACUAAAUCCACA
This is a messenger RNA of Aricia agestis (brown argus), 1606 nucleotides long. RefSeq names its product spondin-2-like. The coding region runs from base 112 to 1599 and encodes 495 amino acids. Gene Ontology annotation, biological process: cell adhesion. The record is from RefSeq and is a predicted model, not a curated record. The transcript has 10 exons. NCBI's taxonomy places the organism in Eukaryota, Metazoa, Arthropoda, Insecta, Lepidoptera, Lycaenidae. Gene Ontology annotation, cellular component: extracellular matrix.